AUGGCGGGGAGGAACAGUAAUCGUGACAAUAGCGUUGCUCUGAUGGAUCUUUUGCUUGCUGUAAUGUUCUUUGGUGAGCAUUUGGAAGUGAAUUGUUUGGAGCAAGGCUUGAGGUUGAAACUUGAGGAGGAUGAAGAAUUUGUGGUGUCAAGCUUAGAGGAUAACAUGCCAUUCCUACAGAUGCUUCAGAGUGUAGAAUCCCCACAAUUUAUCCCCUUCGAAGAACCAAGCUUUCAGACACUCUUGAGACUGAAGAAACCAUGGGAAAAAGUAGCUUACAUACCCAUAUCGGAGACUCAAAGUCAAGCCAUGGAGAUUGAGAGCUGCGUCACACAUGACCUGGUGGAGAUGCAGUCACCACACCAGUCCCAAACCAACCACCUUCAACAUCCGCAUCAAGUUCAAGAUAGUAACAAGAAUGUUAUUGCAGAUUCUGCAGCUACAAUCAAACGUCCCAAAACUCAGGUUGCUACACGGGAACGUAGAAAGAGAAAGAGAACGAGACAAACGAAGAACAAGGAAGAUGUUGAGAACCAGCGUAUGACUCACAUUGCAGUGGAACGCAACAGGCGACGCCAAAUGAAUGAGCAUCUCAGUGUUCUAAAAUCCCUCAUGCCCCCUUCCUAUAUUCAAAGGGGUGACCAUGCAUCAAUCAUUGGAGGUGCAAUAGACUUUGUGAAGGAAUUGGAGCAGUUACUUCAAUCCCUGGAAGCACAUAAAAGGAUGAGAAAGAACGAAUAUGUUGAUUGUAGGGGGUUGUUUGAGCAUGGCUAUGGAAUGAGUUCAUCCACGGAAGAAGUGAAGCGUGGAGAUGAGGUUAAGGCAGAACAGAAAUCAGAGACAACAGCUAUAGAGGUCACUGUGAUUCAAACGCAUGUGAACCUGAAAAUUCAGUGCCAGAAAAGAGUUGGGCAAUUGAUAAAAGCUAUUGGAGGCUUGGAGGAUCUUAGGCUAACUAUUUUGCAUCUAAACAUCGCAUCCUCAGAGGCUACAGUCAUCUACUCUUUCAAUCUCAAGAUUGAAGAAGACAGUAAAAUAGUGUCAGCAAGUGAAAUUGCAGAAGCAGUUAAUCGAAUAUUUAGCUCCAUUAAUAACAGCUAAAGUUCAUUGGCUUGAACCCUAGGGAGUAUGUAGCAGAGGAAUAAAGGACGAAACUUUGAAAGACAAGUGGCAGAAUGGCUAAGAAACGGGGAACACAGGGCAACCAGUUAUUGUCUUCAUAUCCAUGUGAGGAUAAUGGUUAUAGAAAAAGUGAGCAUAGCAUAUCGUAUCUGCUGCUCAAAUUUAUUGAUGAUUUGAUUAGAAUCAUGAUAACAUGGUGUAUAAUAUAUGUGUCUAUUGUUAUUUAACGUAGGUAUAAGUAAGAGAUUAGGCUAAUUAGUGGUUGGUAAUGGGUGUGAUAUGGUUGGGAUUGAGU
Messenger RNA from Abrus precatorius (Indian licorice), 1417 nucleotides. Its product is annotated as transcription factor bHLH57-like. Gene Ontology annotation, molecular function: protein dimerization activity; RNA polymerase II cis-regulatory region sequence-specific DNA binding; DNA-binding transcription factor activity, RNA polymerase II-specific. Gene Ontology annotation, biological process: regulation of transcription by RNA polymerase II. The coding region runs from base 1 to 1101 and encodes 366 amino acids. The record is from RefSeq and is a predicted model, not a curated record. Lineage: Eukaryota; Viridiplantae; Streptophyta; Magnoliopsida; Fabales; Fabaceae. The transcript has 4 exons.